GGUGGAGUCAACCAAUGGCCUCAGAGCCUGGAAAAUUUUGCAGGGCAGUUUCCCCUGACAGCUUUGCAAGGAUUGUACCAUUUCAAUUGAAGCAUAAAUCCACACGCUCAGCUCUUGGCUUCUGUCUGGCCUCCCGUAACUGAAAGAUCUCAGUUUCAGCCUUCACUUCUCUGUCUUGUCACUACAGUGUCAAGCCUCUCCAGCUUUUCCUAGUCAGAACUUUUAAGUGACCAUGGCAGACACCACCCUCCAUAUCGUUGAGCAGCCAACUGCAUCUGAAGCUUCGGAGGAACCAGCUGCUGAAGAACUCAUUAAAUCUGACCAGAUCAAUGGUGUUAUGGUGCUUACCCUUUUGGACAAGAUUAUUGGGGCUGUGGAUCAGAUUCAGCUGACCCAGACUCAAUUGGAAGAGAGACAGCAAGAAAUGGAUGGUGUAGUGGCCAGCAUCCAGGGAGAACUGGCUAAGCUCACCAAAGCCCACACCACCACCAGCAAUACAGUCAACAAGAUGUUGGAGAAAGUCCGUAAGGUCAGUGUUAAUGUGAAAACUGUCCGACAAAAUCUGGAGAAACAAGCUGGACAAAUCAAGAAGUUAGAAUCCAAUGAGACGGAAUUGCUGAAGCGUAGGAACUUUAAAGUCAUGAUCUACCAGGAUGAGGUGAAACUGCCAUCCAAGCUGAGCAUAAGUAAAUCUGUGAAAGAAAUGGAAAAAGAGGAAGAAGGGGAAGAGAUCCCAGCUGGUGAGGAGCACCCUGGAGAGGAUCAUAUUGAGCUCUCCUCAGAUGAAGAAGUUGAAGUUGAAGAGAUUAUUGAGGAAUCACGAGCAGAACGUAUUAAGAGAAGCAGCAUGAGGAAGGUUGAUGACUUCAAGAAGGCAUUCUCUAAGGAAAAAAUGGAGAAGACCAGGUUGAAAACUAGAGAGAACCUAGAGAAGACCAAGCUGAAGACCAAAGAGAACCUGGAGAAAACCAAGCAAAAUCUGGAGAAGACCCGACAUAACCUGGAGAAGAGAAUGAACAAACUAGGCACAAAAAUAGUCACCACUGAACGCAGGGAGAAGAUGAAGACUUCCCGAGAUAAGCUGAAGAAGUCCUUCACCCCUGAUCAUGUAGUCUAUGCACGGUCCAAGACAGCUGUCUAUAAAGUGCCACCUUUCACCUUUCAUGUCAAGAAGAUCCGUGAGGGAGAGGUAGAAGUGAAGGCCACAGAGAUGGUGGAAGUUGGUGGAGAUGAGACAGAAAACACAGAUCUGCUGAGAAGCGAAAGCCCUGAAAUGAGCACACUUCUGCAGAUCACUGAGGAAUCAGAUGCAGUGCUUCAAGAAAAGAGUGAUAGUGAGUGAGGCAGGUGGCAGUAUAAAAGCAUCAAAUGCUGAAUAUGUAAUCUUCCACAUUUUCCACAUUUCCUCUUUUUGGCCUCACGUGGGCAUGCGCAUGCACACAAACACAUGCAUACAUAUACAUACAUGAUAUAUACAGAAUUUUUACAGCUUGCCUCCCCCUUCUUCAACAUGUAGCUUCAAGGUGCAUUUUUGUAUAUUUCUGAUUCAUCAUAUAGAACAUGGAACAUACUUAUAAUCCAGCAAAAUACCAUUCCUGCUACUAAAAGCUUGCUUUGCCAGCCUGCCAUGGCAAUACCCCAACUUCCCAAAGGUGCUACCCAAGAAAUAAUCUAUUUCUAUGCCCAAGAAGCAUGCUGCCUCUUAGCUAUCCUUUUUGAUGUCAAGAAUGCUUCCUGGAGAGACCUAAAAGCGAAUUUGUCACAUAGAAGACAAAGCGCAGGCAUGGAAGCAAAGAAGGAAUUGGCUCAGUAUAUCAUAGAACUAGGGGAUAAUGAAGGGAACAUGGAAAUUACUGCUUGAAUUCAAAGAUAUUAUGAUACCAUGUAAUGCCUGAUUCAGGCAUACAGUCUGUGCAUACUCCAAUUUCCAAGAGAUUAUAUGGAAAAAGUUGCACUUAGUAGGCCCUAUUUCACCAGUAAAAAUCAA
Notechis scutatus (mainland tiger snake) is the source of this 1987-nucleotide messenger RNA. It is a transcript of the gene CAVIN1, whose product is annotated as caveolae associated protein 1. Gene Ontology annotation, biological process: termination of RNA polymerase I transcription; transcription initiation at RNA polymerase I promoter. NCBI's taxonomy places the organism in Eukaryota, Metazoa, Chordata, Lepidosauria, Squamata, Elapidae. The record is from RefSeq and is a predicted model, not a curated record. Gene Ontology annotation, molecular function: rRNA primary transcript binding. Gene Ontology annotation, cellular component: cytoplasm; caveola.